Messenger RNA from Varanus komodoensis (Komodo dragon), 6631 nucleotides. RefSeq names its product phosphodiesterase 7A (gene PDE7A). The record is from RefSeq and is a predicted model, not a curated record. The transcript has 12 exons. Gene Ontology annotation, molecular function: 3',5'-cyclic-AMP phosphodiesterase activity. Bases 3833 to 5104 code for a protein of 423 amino acids. Lineage: Eukaryota; Metazoa; Chordata; Lepidosauria; Squamata; Varanidae.
GGAAGGUAGCUAUGACGGGAAGGGCCGUCUUGGUUGUGGUGCCCCAUUUAUGGAACCAACUCCCCAGGGCGUUGUGCCAACACUGUAUACUUUUCAGUGCCAGUCAAAAACAUUUUAUUCUCCUGUUACUUUAAUUGUUGAAUAUAUGCUUAUGAUUUUAUAUUGGUUUUUAUUCAGAUGAUGAUUAAUUGGUUUCUGUGGAUUAGUGUCUAUUGUGUUGUGUAUUGUUAUGUUAUUCUUUUUGCUAAUUGUCAUUAUUUUUAUUUGUAAUAGUUAUUAUGGGGACGUUACUAUGUUUUAUGCUGUAAAUCAUUCCAAGAGUGUUAGCUAUAGGCCAGUCUAUAAAACUUUAAACAAACAAAUAGAUAAGCAUUUCUGCCACCUGAGGGUCUCCUCCUUCUCGGAUUAUAAUUAUGGCAUCUAGUUUAGCUGGCAUUCAAGCAAUUCUACCUGCAAAAUGCAUUUCAAAUUGAUCAUAAUAAACCUUCAUGGGCUCCAGCUCCUCCCCAGAAUUCCUGUUAAAGCUGGCUGGCAUUGUGCAGAUGUAAUGAUGACAGAGAAGUAGAAUAUUCUCACCACCUUUACAAAUACAGAGUAAGUCUGAAGAUUUGUCCUUACCUGCAUUUAGUCAUGCUAACAGUAAGACUUCCACGAUCUGUACUCUAGUUGUUGACCCAAUCACCUUGUUAACCACAAGUUUUCAGCUGAAUUGACUGUGUUUCGGAUGAGGAUGUUUCUUUAUUCUGGGAUCCCAGGAGGACCACUGGCUAAGACUGCAGGAAAUUCCCUAAUGGAUGUCAGAAAGCCUUCCUGAUCCAUCUCUCUAGGGUUGGGCGACUGAAGUUUCCUAUAAUCCUUGCAUUGGCUCUAGGCAGCUCAGUGAUCUUGCCUGAUCAGGUAAUGUUAAAGUCCAUGAUAAAGGAAAAAAUUUCUGGCUCCCUUUCCCACAGACCCUCACCUGAAUAAAAUACCGGGACCAGAUAUGACCCGUCACAUUUAUUGGGGCUCAUUAUUAUUUGUAAUAAGCUGUUGGUAACUCUGAAGUCCUGAGUUGCUCCAGCAUGUUGGUCUUGGUGUAGGUGUUGAAAUCCAACAAUGCAUGUGGUAGCCUAGGCUGGGAGACUGUUGAACAUUAGUGUGUACAGUACAGCAACAGAAUUCCCAGCCUUUCUUGGGAGCCCAACAACAGGCAUGGGCACUGAAAACUGGUAGAACUCAGGGAACAACGUACUUGGUCUUUGUAACCAAGGUGCCCCUCUUUGACCCCCAAUUUAUUUAUUUAUUUAUUUACUCAGGGAACAACGUUCUUGGCCUUUGUAACCAAGGUGCCCCUCUUUGACCCCCAAUUCAUUCAUUCAUUCAUUCAUUCAUUUAAACAACUUAUCUGCCGCCCCAUCUCAUGAGCCUCGGGGUGGCUUACAAUUGAUUGGUUCUGCCAAGUAAACAUGUCUGGAUGAGACGAGUGACAUGGAUUUCUCCCAAUCUGUUAUACAGGCAGUGAAGGGUGUGUGCAUCAUGGAUGAAGCCAAAAAACACCUUCUGUUAAGUGAACUGGUACUCAGCAGCAGAACCUUCAGACCUAUGAAGUUUGCAGGACAGCUACUAGAAUUCCCAAAGUUAGAGAGGACAAAGUGUGCAGCUGUUGACUUUCAUGGUUUGGGGCCAUCGUAUCUAAAAGGGCUGCCUAUUUGCAUAUGUAAUAGGAAUAGGUAAUGAUCUGAGAGAUGGAAAUCUUGAAGCCAUGGAAGAAAAUGUUUUUUUUCCUCCAGGAAAAAUGGACAUUUUGAGAAAAUGGGAAAAUAAGCUUUUAGUGCUUUUUCCAUAUCUAAAGUUAUUUCAUUUAGAUAUUAUCAUGUCAAAAUUAUUAAAUUUAAAUGUAUACAAUUAUAAAUCCACUGAGUUUUCAGUAAAAUUGGUUUAGUUAUUUGUUAUGAGUAAAGCAAGUUAUACAUGCUACAUUAUUUUGGUUCCUGUUUUAUGUGUUAUCAGAAGGAACUUUAGCAUAGCCUCUGAAACGUUUGAGUCAUUCUAGAAGCCAGAAAAAGUGGGAAAGAGCUGGAGGAAGAUUUAUGUGCAGCAUAAUUGAAAAUUAGACUUUAGAUCCAUAAUUUUAAUAAGGAAUGGAAGAAGUAACAAUGAUCAGAGAUGAGUAAAACAUUUAAUCCCAUGGCUUCAAAAUUUCCAGAAAUUUCACACUUCCUAUUCCAUAGAAACCAUUUUGGUGGAAUAAAGGCCAGGUUAUACUGUAUCAACAUCUUCUCUUAAACAUUUUAUUCAUUAUUCUAAAAACAAUAGCAUAACUCAAAAUUGCAUUGAUAGUUGUUCCAACGUAUCCAGUGUUACAUAAAAAACCAAGAUCCUUGUGAGGUAGACUAGAAACUGGUUCUUCCCUCCAUUUUUCCUCUCUUUUUCUUCUUUGCAUUGGCUGAGUGCUUCUGCAUAUUAAGCUCUAGUUACUUAUGAGUAGUCCUUUUCUUAGUGGCAAGUAGUCCCUGGAGAGAUCCUUCCUAGAGAGAUUUAGCCAAUCAAAGCAAAGCCUUUUAAAUACUUCAAAAAAUAAGUUUUUUUAAAAUCCCCCUUUGUGCAGUUUUGCUAUUCUGCUUUGAUACAUUGUUUUCUUGCUGCUUUCAAAUGUGUGUGUUUGAGUAAUGUUACUGGUUUUUAUUAUAGUGUUUUAACAUGUAUGCCACCCUGAAAACUUCAGUUAUAUGGUGAACAACAAACAGUUAUAUAAUAAUAAUAUCUCACUUGCUUUUCCUAACAUUUCUUCUGUGCUCUCCAUCACCAUCAUAAAACCAUCUGUCCUCUAUCAAUUCAGUGUUGCCUUCUUACCUUCCAGAGCACUUAAUCCUCUCUUCCCUUUACUCAUAACAAAAGCUGCAAUGGUUAUACUUGCAUAGGGAGCAACAAUAUUGCUCAGGGAGAACAAAACACAGCUACCUAAUAACUAAGGGAGAUAAUGUAGUAACUAACUCAGUAUAUAGCAUUAACUCACAGAUCAUAUAUAUCAACUUUACUUAACAGGCUCCUUAUUUAUUUUUUUUAAAUUUAAAGAUCUGACUCUUGACCAUUGCUUCCUUCUUCAAGCUAUAACCCAAAGGCAUGACGCCCUUUGGCAUUGCCCAUUCAGUGGCCACCUGCAUUAAAGCCAGACUCAGUGGCCAGAAGCCACACUAACUUCUAGGUAGAUCACACAUAGUUUUCAGUUGUGUGUAAUAGUCUUUUUCAGAGGCUCUUUGUAACUGAAGCAUAAACUUUGACUUAGGCUUAUUGUAAGAAUGCUAACAUUCAGGACUUUUGUGCCCUGCCAUGCAUUUGAAUCUGUAAAUUUGGACAGUAAAUUGUAUGACUAUAGUUUUAAUAUUUUGCUUGAUAGAAUGUAUAUUUAAUUACCAAAUGAGAUUGGGGAAGAAAUCCUAGGUCUCUUUUUGAGAAUCCUGUAUAAAAUUCAGUAGUUGUGGAAUAUACUGUUAAAUUGCAAUCUGCAUAUGAAUGUUAUGAAUUGAUAGUAUAGUUUAACAGGACAUUAACAAGCAUUUGCUAUCUUUUAUGCCUUUAAAAUAUAAAGAUUAUAGUGUAUCUACUUAAAGUCAUAUAAUAUAUCAGCAUGAUGGUAGUAGGUAGGAGAAUGAAACCAUGUCAUACCAGGCUAGCCUUGGGCUAGCCUGGCUCUUCUGCUCCAUUCCGAGUACAUGUAGAAUGUAACAGAUUGACUGUGGGGUGACCUUUUCCUUACUGUAUUCCUUACUCCUUACUGUAUUCUCAUACCCCGAAUAUGGUUUGGAGGCUUUCCCAUCCUUCCAGAAGAAAUUGGAGGCUGUAGUGGAAGAAGAUGAGGAACCUUUUUGGAGAUGUACGAGUAAGAAGUCGGGCAGGAUUUGAAACAGAGAGAAGAGGCUCUCAUCCAUACAUUGAUUUCCGUAUUUUUCACUCAAAUUCUGAAAUUGAAGUUUCUGUGUCUGCAAGAAAUAUCCGAAGGUUACUGAGUUUCCAGCGGUACUUGAGAUCAUCUCGUUUCUUCCGUGGUAUUACUCUUCCAAAUUCUUCAAACAUUUUAGAUGAUGAUUACAAUGGACAAGCUAAGUGUAUGCUAGAAAAAGUUGGAAACUGGAAUUUUGAUAUCUUCCUUUUUGACAGACUAACAAAUGGGAACAGUUUAGUCACCUUAACCUUCCACCUGUUUAAUCUCCAUGGACUUAUAGAGCACUUCCAACUAGAUACAAUGAAGCUCCGCAGAUUUUUAGUAAUGGUUCAAGAAGAUUACCACAGUCAAAACCCAUAUCAUAAUGCAGUUCAUGCUGCUGAUGUGACUCAGGCCAUGCACUGUUAUUUAAAAGAACCUAAGCUUUCCCAGUCUCUGACUCCAUGGGAUAUUUUACUCAGUUUAAUUGCAGCUGCCACUCAUGAUUUGGAUCACCCAGGUGUUAAUCAGCCUUUCCUUAUUAAAACAAACCAUUAUUUAGCAACUUUAUACAAGAAUACCUCAGUAUUAGAAAACCACCACUGGAGAUCAGCAGUGGGAUUGUUGAGAGAAUCUGGAUUAUUUGCACAUAUGUCACUAGAAAACAGGCAGCUGAUGGAAAGCCAGAUUGGGGCUCUGAUUCUUGCCACUGAUAUCAGUCGGCAAAAUGAGUAUCUGUCCCUGUUUCGCACUCAUUUGGACAAGGAAGACUUGUGCUUAGCAGAAGAGAAUCAUCGUCAUCUCAUUCUUCAGAUGGCUUUGAAAUGUGCUGAUAUUUGCAAUCCAUGUCGGACUUGGGAACUCAGCAAGCAGUGGAGUGAAAAAGUAACGGAAGAAUUUUUUCAGCAAGGAGAUGUUGAGAAGAAAUACUGCUUGGGAGUGAGUCCACUUUGUGACAGACAGACAGAAACUGUUGCCAACAUCCAAAUUGGUUUUAUGACCUACUUGGUGGAACCAUUGUUUGCAGAAUGGGCUCGUUUUUCCAACACCAAGUUGUCUCAGACAAUGCUCGGUCACUUGGGACUAAAUAAAGCAAGCUGGAAGGGUGUACAGAGAGAACAAUCCAGCAGUGGUGAUGAUACUGAUCCUGCAUUUGAAGAAAUGGACUCUGAUGUAGUACCUCAGGAACAUCGACUAUCUUGACCCCAGAAUCUGCUUAACAAACUGCCUGUUGCCUGAUACCUGCGAAACAGGGUUUGAGGAUAAAUUAUGUCUGACUGCCAAGGUUUCAGUGUAAACAAUGCCAGCAUUAUUUAUUUCCAAGCUUUCCUUUGAUAAAUCAUUUGAACCCAGUAUCCAGUUACAAGACCUGAACAUAGAGCAAUAUGCGUAUGCCUCGGUUGGCUUCUGCAUGGAACCUUGAAUAUGCAAACUCAAAGAGUGAAUGAACCUUGAUGUAGAAAAGUACAAGAUGUAAUGUGCCACAUUAUUUUAUUUGUUUUUAAAGGAAAUUUGAAAUAAGGCCUUCAAAGUUGCCACAUGACAUGGAUGAUUCCAUUCUCUUAAAUGUUAGCAAGAUUCCAUUCAGUCUUUGUCUAAAGUGUGGAAAUGUGAAGUGCCCAUACUUGGCUGCCUUGGGCAAGAACUGAUGUUUGCAAAUGUACUUGGAAACAUAGGUUUUAAACUAACCUUUCUGCAUGGCUCUGAAGGAACCACUAACUUUAAAAAGAAAAUCAAAUCUGAAACUGCAGUUCAUUUUCCUCUUAGUUGGCUAAAUGUCCCAUGCCACUAUUUUGGCCAUGCGUUGGGAACAUUUAAUGUAAAGCACAGUCAAACUUUUAUUCCACUGCAGAAUGGGCAUGCAAUUUUAGCAGGCAGAAAUAUUUAUGAAUUUUGGGAGGGAGGUGGGAUCAGAGAGAGGAGAGGAAGAGUCCUAAUUGUAUUAGAAUUCUACAAUGAAAACAUUUGCAUGUUGUUUUCACUAUUGUACACUUGAACUGCACAUAUAAGAAAAAAAGGUGGAAUGACUAUGAACACCAGAAACAGCUCAGGGUAUUUGCCAAUCUGAAAUAAAGUGGGAUGGGAAGUGUGUCCUUCAGAACAAGGGUACAAUGCCCCUUUCGCUGCAGAGUGUGUAUGCGUGUGUGUUUGCGUCUGUGUGUAUAAUUGGGGGGAGGAAGGGGGAGAUGGGAAGGAUUUGAAAGGCAAUGUUUUUUAUUUAUUCUUUUUAAAAUGUGACAUUUUCAUGAGCAACCACAGGGGGGAAACUAACAGGUUGCUACAGCUGCCUUAAACUAUGCACAAAGCUAAGUGACCAAAUUUUGUUGUUGAUUGAAAAAGUGCAUUGUUUACUUAUUCCUCCCUCUACUGAAAUGUUACCCAAUAUGGGUUUUUUGAUGUGAAAAGGAGAAAUGUUUUUAAGGACAAAUUUUAAGGACUAAUUUUUAAUCUUCAAGCAUUCCUUUUUUUGUAAUUUGUUUUUUUAACAUUGUUUUAAGUACUGUAAGCACAACUGUAAUCUAUUUUGAGAAACUGGUGCUUUCUUUUUGUUCAUUUGUAUUUCCCUUGUUCUUACUGUAAAGACUGUUUAUUCCAUUCUGUUUACAGUUGCAACAGCCAUUUUUGGGAGAGAGCUUCAGCGUAAAGCCAUUUGUUAUAGGCUUUGCCAUACUCAUUUUACUGUGCCUGUUGCUGUUAACUUUUGAUUAUUAAUAAAAACUUUUCACAUUA